This is a messenger RNA of Cyanidioschyzon merolae strain 10D, 2784 nucleotides long. RefSeq names its product similar to oxygen regulated protein precursor. NCBI's taxonomy places the organism in Eukaryota, Rhodophyta, Bangiophyceae, Cyanidiales, Cyanidiaceae. Gene Ontology annotation, molecular function: ATP binding; ATP-dependent protein folding chaperone. The coding region runs from base 1 to 2784 and encodes 927 amino acids. Gene Ontology annotation, biological process: endoplasmic reticulum unfolded protein response; negative regulation of hypoxia-induced intrinsic apoptotic signaling pathway; cellular response to hypoxia. Gene Ontology annotation, cellular component: endoplasmic reticulum chaperone complex. The record is from RefSeq and is a predicted model, not a curated record. The transcript has a single exon.
AUGCAGUUGCAGUCUCUAGGACAACAGCGAGGACAGCGAUUCAGCGCUAUCUACCACGCACUCGUAGUGCGAGUCGUUGCGCUCUGUCUCUUGGUCGCUUUUGCGAGUUUAGCCAUCAGAGCCAGAGCAGCUACAACCCAGGCUGCUCUAAGUGGUGAACUUGCUGCAUUUGGCAUUGAUCUGGGUUCAGAGAACGUGCGCUUUGCAGCGAGUCAAGCUAUCGCUGGAAUCCAGGUUCUCACAAACGAGCAAAGCAAACGAGAGACACCUGCUUUGAUCGCUUUCGUUCCGGUGAGCGAUGCACGAAUAGAGCGACGGUUCGGGGAGGCUGGAACAAGCCCUGCGUAUGGUCGCUGGCCGGAGUACGCCGUCCGAAGCGUUCGUCGACUUUUCGAACGAGGAAACUGCUCUGCUGGUACGGAUCGGGUCGUCACGCUCCAUGACCAACGAGUCCAGCCGCAUCGUACGUGUCAUGUUCAACUCGGAGGUCGCCAAGACCUAGCUUUCACCGAUACGGAGCUCGCCAGCAUGCUCUUUAGGUACGUGCAGCGAAGAGCGUACGCGGCAAUAAGAGCUACAGGCGUAUCAUCGCGUGAACAGAGCACCACAACGCCGGCACCUGAGGAUGUCCUCGGCACGGAUGCUGUCCUGACAGUGCCGAUAUGGUUUCGGCAGUCCCAACGGGCUGCUUUAGUCCAUGCUGCGCAACUCGCAAACUGGAAUGUGCGUGGACUCGUGUCGACGCCCCUGGCUGGAGCGAUUCGGUUCGCUCUAGAUCGAGAGGUCGAGCAACCCCAGACCGUUCUGUUCGUGGACAUUGGGGCCCAGGGAACCACUGCUGCCCUCAUUCGCUUCACUCCUGCAAAUGACAGCGCGUUUAGAUCCCAGACUGGCGGCGGGCUUGCUCCCAUCCAGGAAGUGGAGGUGCUCGGCUACCGGUGGCAUCCUGAGGCAGGUGGCGCUGCCCUCGACGAGUGUCUCGUCGAGGACGUGCUAUCGCGUUUGCGAGCACAGUCGCUUUUGGCGCCUUCGAUAGAUAAUGACGAACGUUUUCGCUUACGCCUUUCUAGAGAAGUCCAUCGUGUGCGGGAAAUCCUCAGUGCGAAUCAAGAAGCGUUGCUCACAGUGGAGCUCCCGACCGGCGAAGAGCAUCAUCUGCUCGUUACGCGUGCAGCCUUUCAGCAUGCCUGCCGCAACGUGUUCGAGCGCAUCGCCGCCCCGGUCCAGCAAGUGCUUGCGGAUCACCGUGUGGGGACCGAUCAGCAGCCGCUGCAUGCUUUGAUCCCUCUGGGUGGAGGUUCACGGACCCCAGCUAUUGCUGAGGAAAUACAACGGCUCGUGCCGGGUCAUCUCUGGCGGAAGACAGUGAACGCCGAGGAGGCAGCUGUAAUGGGAGCCGCCUUCUAUGCCGCCGCGUUGUCGCCAUUCUUUCGGGUGCGUCCGCUGGUCCUCUCAGAUGUGUAUCCACGGCCCUGUAAGGUCUGCGUAGCGAAUGCGUCGUCGAAGGGGCCACCCUAUGAUCGAUGCGUUAUCGUGACGCCGCGAAUGAACAGCAACACCAACCAUAUCCUCCAGGUUCGGAUGCCUGUGACACGCUUCGACACGGAGCUCUAUUGGUUCGAGGCAGGGAAUGCUGCGAACUUUUGGGAUGACGCCGCACUUGUGUCGCACUGGAACCUCGAGAACAUGUCCUUGGGCCAAGAUAACUAUCCCGCGGAAUUGGAGCUUGCUUUUGAGAUUGAUCCGCUCACUGCACCGGUUCUCAAGCGUGCUGAGCUUUAUGUGCUGCAGAUGCCACACGCUCACGCAUCUGCAUCGAACACCAUGCACCGAAAGGAUGAAGAGGCGUCCACAGCGCCGCCCCAGCAGCUCAGUAACGCAGGUACGGAGCAACAGCCACAACAGCGGGUGCGCGGACGCGGGUCAGGCACCGGCGCUGCGGCAGCCCCUCGGGGCUCAGCCUCGACUGUGCCAACCGGCGAGGCCGAGACCGAGCCCAGCCCAUCAGUGGUGCCUCGUGGGCAGCGUCACUCGCUGCGGGCAACAAUGCUUUACUCUGUAUGGACAUUUCCGGAAACGAGCGCGAAAGCGUCAAGAAUUCGUUUGGAAGCUUUGGAUGCUCUAGAUCGCGAACGCGAACGGAGCGCGUACCUGCGCAACGCUCUGGAAGCAAUGACUCUUCGACUGCAUGAAGAGUUGGCCUUAGGUGCCCCAUCUGGUACAUUGAGCAAGCUCCCAGCGCGCUUGUGUCUCGAGCCAGAGCGAAGCCUCAUUCUAGAGCGUCUGCAUCAAGUGGAAUUGCGAAUUCACCAAGAAUCCAGUGCAGCGCUCGCCGUCAACGACUUGGAACAACUUCUCUGGUCGCUCGAAAAUGCAACCAAACCAGUUUAUGCCCGGAUGGAACGUUACCAGAAGACCCUUGAAAUCCUGCAACAGCUGGAACAGUGGAUUCGCCAGCACCAGAAGGAUGCACUGCAGCUACGAAAGGGUAGAGGGGUCCAGCGGAAACCCCCCGAUAUGCAGGAGCUUUUGGCUCGCGUUACACAUCUCGCAGAGCAGUUGCAAGCCCAACCGUCCGCAGAAUUGGUGGAUGCUGCUGAACAGCAAGCGCGCCUCUUUUCGGAACAUUUCGCCACGGCGCUGCUAUCCUUGAACCAGACACAGGCAGAGACUUUUACUGCGCCGCUGGGAUCGCAGACGAAAACCGGGCAGACCGCUGAGCCGCCCAGCAGUGCAACGCAAACCGUAGCUCCGGAGCACGGGAUGGAUCACACAGAACUGUAA